AACUCUUGCAACAAUGGCGGUUUCGUCGAAGCUUUUCCCGGCCGCCGUCCUCCUCCUGCUUCUCCUCCUGGCCACAGAGAUGGGGCCUGUGCGGGAGGCCAUGGCGUGCGAGCACGCGCGGUGCAAGAAGUGCACCGGGGCGUGCUUCGACCCGGAUGAGUGCGCCAUCACUUGCCGGAACGAGGGCUACGACUCCGGCGACUGCACCGGCAGCGGAGCCUACCGCUGCACGUGCAGCAAGAAUUGCUAGCUAACUAGUGCGUGAAGAACACACGAGUAGAAUAAAAGGGGGAUUACAGUUCUGUGCUACUCUAGUUUGUUCUUUCCUUUUUGACCAUGGAUUUUUUGUUCGAAGGUUCACACGAAUGUGGCCUAAACUUAGUGGUUCCAGUUCUGAGAUUAUUUUGUAUCGCAAGCUAUGUACUAAGAGAGAUUUCUCUCAACAAAGAUUAUACUAAAAGAGAGUAAUCGUUUGUCAAA
Molecule: messenger RNA, 480 nt
Organism: Triticum aestivum (bread wheat)
Lineage: Eukaryota; Viridiplantae; Streptophyta; Magnoliopsida; Poales; Poaceae
Product: defensin-like protein
Exons: 2
Coding region: 14-250 (78 amino acids)
Source: RefSeq, a predicted model, not a curated record